Molecule: messenger RNA, 3439 nt
Organism: Astyanax mexicanus (Mexican tetra)
Lineage: Eukaryota; Metazoa; Chordata; Actinopteri; Characiformes; Acestrorhamphidae
Exons: 7
Coding region: 140-2770 (876 amino acids)
Source: RefSeq, a predicted model, not a curated record
AGGGCUACCCGUUGUCACACAGGAAGGAGGCGAGUCCAUCGGAUAGUGGAGGUGUUUUUUUUCUUGGAUUUUUUUGCCUGCUGCUCCUUUAGCUAGAAUUGAUGGACAAAGAAAAUGGAGAUAGUUCCGUUAAAAGGUAAUGGAGUACCAUCCAACUGCUGAGGUGCAUUCCCAGGAUUCCUACCCACCUGCCCAGUGGAAACCACCUCCUCCACUGGAUUACAGCUCUUCCAGCUCCAAGUUCCCCAAACGGCAGGUAAUGCAGAACCCAGUCACUGAGAUGACUGCAGUGGAUGGCUUUUCCCCGUGCCAGUCAAAGUCUGUAGCAGAUAGUCGUGAAUCUGCUAGUUCAGAGACACCAAAUCAAGAGAAUGAAAGAAACGCUCACAAUCCCUAUUCAGGAUUAAACAUUUAUUCCUCUGAAGACAGUGAUGAUGACGUAUGUACAUCAAGACUAAAGAAGACUAGAAGCAUACUGGAAGAGUUAUUUUCUGAGGAUUCAAAUGAGCUCCUGGAUUCCGCCUCGGACAGUGGAAAGGAACUUCCUGCAAACUCCAAAGAAGAAACUCGCGACAGCUGCUCAGAAGGUUGCAAGUCCCCAAAACCCAGCUCCAGUGCAAAGAAAUCAAAGGCCUCUGGACGCAGAAACAAUCUCAGAUCUAAAGGCUCGGUUGCUGUCAACAGAAGCCAAAGAAGGGGCGAUGGGAAGAGAGUGUAUAAUAAGAAACAUUAUUGCCUGUUUUGCUCAAAACCUUUCAGCAAAAUGGCAAGACAUUUAGAAGAUGUUCAUGCAAAAGAAGCGGAGGUUGCUAAAGCCCGUGGCUUUCCAAAAGGUUCAAAGGAGAGGAGACUACAGUUGGAUGAACUUCGGCUAAGAGGGAACUACAAACACAAUAUUGCUGUGCUAAAAUCGGGCAAAGGCGACCUGGUCCCUUGUAAACGACCACGGGGGGUAGUCAAGGCCAGUGACUUCAUGCAUUGUGCACAUUGCCAAGGACUUUUCAACAAAAGGGUUUUGUGGAGGCAUAUGAAGGUCUGUAAACUAAGCCCUAAUAAAACAUAUGUCCCAAAACCAGGAAAGAAUCGUACCUUGUCUGUUGUUGCAGCCUCACAGCCUGUGCCUGCUAAUAUAAGCCCAGCGUUAUGGUCUAUAUUAAGCUUCAUGGUCCCAGAUGAAGUCACAGAUGCCGUAAAGAACGACAAUUGCAUCCUUCAGAUGGGGGAAUAUUGGCUUAACAAAAGCGGAGCUCCUCAGCAGAACCAGGGCUGCAUCAUCCGGCAGAAGUUACGUGAACUUGGUAAACUGCUGGUCACUGGGAGGAAAGUGGCUUCACUAAAGAAACUGGAGGAUUUUCUCGACCCGUACAACUGCAUGCAGGUUGUAGAAGCUGUGAGGCAGGCAUGUGAAUACAACAGCGAAACAAACACUUACAAAAUUCCAUCCCUGGCCAAGAAACUCUCGAUUUGGCUUGUGCAGCUUAGCCGACUUGUGAGGUCCAAAGUGGUGAUACCGAAAGACAGCGGCUUGGCUCAGAAGCUACGGGACUUUCAAAAAAUCCAUGAAGACCGUUGGAACGAUUUGCUCUGGACAUCUGUGUCAAAGAAUACAGAGGAUGUCAAGUUUAAGACACCCAUGUUAUUGGCGUUCACAGAAGACGUGCAGAAACUCCACACAUUCCUGAGCAAGACGCAAGAUGAACGUAUGACCCAGCUGUCUGCAGACCCUUCUACUAAGUACUGGUCUGAUCUGGCGAAAGUUUGUCUGACUCAAGUUGUUCUGUUCAACCGCAGCAGAGAAGGAGAAGUGUCCAGCAUGACCCUCACCACAUUUCUGUCCAGGGACUCAGCAGAUCCCCCUACAGACAUAGACUGGGCCCUUACCGAGGUUGAGAAGCAGCUGUGCCGGCACUUCUACAAAAUAGUCAUCAGGCCUGAAGGUGCUCGGCCAGUGCCCAUCCUACUCACCCUUAAAAUGCUUCGUGCCUUGCAGCUGCUGGCCGAGAAACGAGAUGUCUGUGGAGUUCUCAAAGAGAACCCAUAUGUUUUUGCUCGCCCGUCGUCCAAUACACACUACAGGAGCUCGGACUGUGUACGAGUGGCUGCUGCGGCUUGUGGCGCAAAGGACGCUUACGCCCUCACCUGUGGAAAGCUGAGGAAGCGAAUUGCAACGUUGUCCACGGUCUUGAACCUGGGGGAUCCAGAGAUCAACCAGCUGGCCAACUUUCUUGGGCAUGAGCUGAUCGUGCAUGAGGAAUAUUAUUCUUUGCCUGAAAGGACCCUGCAGCUUGCAAAAGUCUACAAAGUUCUCACUGCAAUGGAACAAGGCAGAAUGAUGGAGUUCAUGGGCAAGAACUUCUCUGACAUCAAUAUUCAACCUAAUGAGGAGGUUGAGCUCUGCAAUGACAGAGGAAGGAAAAACUGGGAAUGCUCAUCACCAGGAGCUACACAAAGUGUAAAUGAAAGUGCUGUAGAGGACACUGUACUGUGCACAGGUGUCACAGGUUCAAGUGCAUUUCCAGUCUCUUCUUCAGGUCAGAAGCGAAAAGAGCAGAAGAAGAGGAAAACCUGGAGUGUGAGUGAAGUCCAGGCUGUAGAAAGACACAUGAAGGAUUUCAUCACCUCCUGCCGUGUCCCGGGAAAAUCGCCCUGCGAGAACUGCAUUAGAGCUGAGCCUCUGGCUCUAAAAAACAGAGACUGGCAGAGUGUCAAGUUUUACGUCUAUAAUCGGAUCAUGGCCCAGAAGAGGGAUGGCAGUCACAGUAAAGUAUGAAAACUACUCUUUUUGAUCUGUUCGUACAAUUUUCUACAAUGUGGGAAAACAUAAACCGCAUGUGGCGUCGCCUGAAGGUUGUGAAAAUGACUGUUCAGCUCAUGCAAUAUUGUGAAGAAGGUGACGUCACUGCUGUUAGCUAGCAGCCAGCGCGGCUGUGGUUCACCUCGGUCCACGAGGAGAAAGGCGUCCAUUAACAGAGCUGAGUGGACUCUUAUGGACCCAAAACUACAAAGAGCCUUAGGAACCUCUGGGUCGUAAACUUCAUGAACUUGAGUCCUAGCUCUGUUUCAUUUCUACAUUAGUUCAGUAUUGUAGAUCCCCACCUCAGUCACAUGAUGGUCCUACCAGUACAAGGGGGUGAAGUUAAAACCAUCCUCCAGGUUUUUACAUGUUAAUGUAUAUUUAUACCUAUAUUCAUGCUUCUUUUCAUUCCAUAUUUAGCCACUGCUUCCUCAAGGCAGUGGAAAGAUGCUCCUGCCCUGUUGUGGAACUCUUAUCUUCCGUCCAUGAUGUAGUCUAUAGGUUAUUGCACCACCAAGUGGUUAAUAAAGUCUAAAGCGGUCUGUGUGAUUUCAUUACGGCUUAUUUGGAGAUGUUUGUGUUGAUGGAUUGUUGUAAUAUUUGUGUCAGCUCAAUAAAAAAUAUUGUUACUUUUCUUGUAAUAGA